AACCUUCCAGUCAUGGAAGAGUCCGUCUCGGAUAGCGAAGUGGACUUUUUCAAUACGAAAUCCGAGUAUAAGGCUAAUCUGCCGAAGAGAGGUACGAAACGUUGGGCCUACGCUGUUAGGCGAGCGUCGAUUGGUUGGUCACCUCUGCAUAGCCCAGGCACAGAUAGUACGAGUGAUCACAGUGGAGAGACUGCCAUCCAACCAGAACGGGUGGUAGAGCUUUUACGUUCUCCUUCAGUUCAAACAUACACAACACUCAAACGGAAGCUUCUAAAAGCUAAGUCGAAUCCGGAAUGGAUUCUUCGAUUUCUGCAUAGCGAUGGAUUGGAAUUAUUGUUCGAAAGUUUGGAACAAAUUUCUAGACAAAAGCCAAGUAGUUUUCUGGAUGCCGUGCUUCAAGUUGGUUGUGUUGAGUGCGUGAAAACCGUUAUGGAUAGCUCCCUUGGUUUGGAUUACAUUGUGGAAAAUAAGGAUUUUACACCUAAAUUCGCAGCAGCUUUGGACACUGACAAUGUGACGGUAAAGAAACAGGUAUUCGAACUCCUGUCCGCACUCUGUGUGUACUCCAAAGAUGGGUACACACGGGCGCUGGAGGCGCUGGACAAGUAUAAGGUAGCGAAAAAGCAGAAAUACCGUUUCUCUAUGCUCCUUGACGAACUGAAGUCGACAGAGAGUGUUGAGUAUAAGACGAUUCUUUUGGAGUUUAUCAACUGUAUCAUAAUAUACACCCAAAAGAUAGAGGACCGAAUACGCAUUCGAAAUGAAUUCUUUGGUCUAAAAUUGCAGGAAGUCAUCAAUCAGUUACGCCGACAAGAAGACCUUGACCCAAACGUCAACGUACAGUUGGAUGUUUUCGUAGAACACAAGGCUAAUGACGAUGAACAGCUUCCUGGCGCUAAGGGUGUGGACCUAAACUGCUCCCUCGAUGUCUUCCAUACAAUUUUUAAAACGGUGGACGAUACUCCACAGGAGAUCCACUUCCUCACGUGCUUACAACAUAUGCUAAAAAUAGACCCAAACGAUGCCAACUGUGACAUAAUUUGGCAGACCGUAGAAAAACUAGUAUGUAGAGCUACGCUUGUGGAAUCUGAGGCAGACGCACAAAAACUGUUGCGACAACGGGAACGGUCGACGGACGGCUUACAAUGUCCUAACUGUAAAGCACAUGAACGUGUGACGUCACCACGGCGAGGGAAUAGUUCUAGUUCUAUCGCUCUUCCUGGCUUGACAGACAGUAAUGAAUCCCCAAAAACUGUGCCUGCACCUCCCCCGCCUGCACCACCUCCACCACCUCCCCCGGUACCAGGAGGGGCACCACCACCGCCUCCCCCUCCACCACCUGGUAUAGGUGGUGCACCGCCACCCCCGCCUCCAAUGCCAGGGAUGCCUGCGGUCCCUGGUGCUCCCCCUCCCCCACCAUCUUUCAACAUGAAGGGGCCUAAUGCCCGCAACGGUGUCACCAUUAAACUACCUCAGCAAAACGUACCGAAACCUAAAACAAAAAUGCGUUCUCUACAGUGGCAGAAAAUACCAACAAACAAGGUGCUUUCGGGGAAACCAAAUAUCUGGUCGACAGCCGGACGUCGUUUUAAUGGAUAUGUUAGUAAUAUGGAUUUUGAAGCGAUCGAGGAACUUUUUAGCGUUCCCACGCCGCAAACGCCAGUUCCUUCAACCAACCAAAACGGUUCAUCAGGAACCUUGGAACGGAAGAAAAAGGAAUCAACAGAGAUCAAUCUACUUGAUGGCAAAAGAAGUUUGAAUGUGAACAUCUUCCUAAGGCAGUUUCGCAUGCCAAAUGAUCAGAUUGUCCAGCUAUUGCGAGACGGAGUCAGUGAGAGGUUUGAAUCAGAGCGUCUCAAAGGCUUGCUCAGGAUUUUGCCAGAUCCAGAUGAAAUUGAAAGACUUCAGAAUUUCGAUGGUGACAAAGAGAGACUCGGAAGUGCUGAAAAGUUCUUUUUGUGUCUCCUUGGGCUUCCACAGUAUAAACUAAGAAUAGAAGGAAUGCUGGUGAAGGAGGAAUUUAAGGCCAACAUGGAUUACAUUAAACCGCAUGUGGAAGCCGUGAUUGAAACCGCCAAUGAAAUAAAGUCAAACGAUGAUCUGCAAGAGCUGUUCUACUUGGUGCUAAUAGCAGGAAAUUACUUGAAUGGGGGAAACUAUGCUGGUGACGCCGCUGGUUUUAAGCUUUCUUCUCUUAUAAAACUGACAGAAACAAGAGCUAACAAACCUAGAAUGAAUCUUCUUCAUUUCGUCAUAAUGCAAGCCGAAGAUAAGAAUCCCGAACUCCUUGCCUUCCCGGAAAAAUUGAAGUAUCUUAAAGAUGCCACACAGGCACCACUAGAAAGCUUAGGAUCUGACAUUAGUAACCUUGCCGCGAGGGUAAAUGUCAUUUCUAAGGAACUUGAAACAGUGGGUGCUGAUUUCAAGGCACAAAUGGCGGGAUUUCUAGCGGACGCUGAAAAAGAUAUAAGAGAAUUACAAGCUGAUUUGAAAGAUAUGGAAAGUCUUCGUCUGGAAAUAGCUGAUUUCUUCUGUGAAGAUAGAAAUUCGUUCCGAUUAGACGAAUGCUUCAAAGUGCUUCACACGUUCAGUGAACGAUUCAAAAAAUCGAUAAUGGAAAAUGAACAACGAAAGAAACAAGAGAAAAAGGUGGAAGCCAAACGAAACCAGCAAAUGAAAGAGAACGUGAAGAAAGAAACAACAGCGGAAGACAUGAAGUCGCCGGAUGAGAUGGUCAUGGAGAGAGGCGAAGGCGACCAACAAGAGGGUUCCAUUGUAGAUAUGUUAUUAGCAGAUGUUCGACGAGGAUUCACCGGUCGUAGACUAGGGGACAAUAACUUCUCUGUGAAAAAAGUGCAGAAAAUCAACUUGAAUGGUACCAAUAACAACGGCCAUGAUGAUUCAGAGUCCAAAAAGAACAAGGACAAUUUCCAAAGGGGUGGAUACGGUCGAAGGAGUAUUCGAAAGAAGACUGUCAAUCCUGCCCCUGACGACAGUGCAGAUUCUGAAAGUACAUGCAGUAGUCUUGACGACGGAAAUGACAUCAAUUCCAAUAAAAUAAUGAAAGGAACGGAUGACAACCUUUUCGAUAUCCUCAUGACUGCUGAAACUAAACCCUCGGAAUCCAAAUUCGAGCGCUACGGCAGUUUACGUAGAAAAAGAAAUGAGCGCCAACAGAACAAAACUCUCGAUGUUUUUGGUGAUCGUGAACGAGCGCAGUCGCCAUCAGUCGACACAUUAAAGCAAGAGGAUAGUGUCCCGCGGAGAUCAAGAACACCAACGUCGGUUGGUAAUAUCAGACCAAAAUCCAAUGAAAUUGAGGAUGACACUCCUAAAAGACCCGUCCGACGGGUCCAAAGUAUGGUGGAAAAGUCAUCUGUAGAAAAGGCGAUUGCUGAUCACGAAUCUAAAGAGAUUAGUGAAAACUCUGUAGCCGAUAGAUUAAAACGGCGAUUAGCUGGUCGACGUGAUACUAAAUCACCAGACCCAACGUCCACUCGUCCCAUUACACCUGUGGGAGAUAAACCUUCAGCAACAGAUACUGACACAGCUGACGCAAAAGCAUCUCCUCGUUGGAGAAGUGGUAUUGAUACGACACCUCGAGGUCUUCAGACCAUCGAUGAAAAAGGAAGGUUAGAAAUACCUGAAACAAAAGUAUCGCCAGACACAAAUGACAGAACAGUUACGAAUUCCCUAGAGCAAAGUCGUGAUAGAAUGUACCGAAGAAUUAGUGAAAAAGACAUUGAUCCAUCUCAAAUAAAAGACAUUCUUGAAAAUGCUAAACAUAAAGAGGAAAAUAACAAUGGCGAGGAGCCCCAUGUCUCCAUUUCUUUAAAGAAAAAGAUUGGCCGACGCUGGAAAAGUGAUCUUGGGAAAACGGACAUUGACCAAGUUCUUAAACAAAUAGAGGAUAAUGAGAAACGAAAAGAGCCGAUUGAAAGUGAGCAAAUUGAACCCGAUAGUAAACCUAAUCAGUCAGGUGAAUCGGAAGCAUUAAAACAGCGUAGAACCAAGAGGAAACUCCGGUCUCAUCUGUCAAUGGAAGAUGUCCACACUGCAAUGCAAUCAUUCAAAGCUGAAGAAAAACCUCAAUCAGCUACAGAUGACAACAUAACUACCACUGUGACUGCAACUAUGCAUCCAGUUCCAAAAUCACCGGGUACUCCAAAAGGACGAUCGCGUUCUGGUAGUGAAAGCGACAGUAAGUCACCCGAUAAAGAUAACAAAUCACAGAAGGAUAAAGAUUCAAGCACGGUAAAGAAAGCGGCUAAACUUGCUGCAGCAAUGCGAUUUAGACUUAAACGUUUCGGUGACAAAGAUAAAGGUCAGUCUAAAAAUAGCAAUGGCAGAUGGAAAAGUGACGUGCAGCGUGACGAGGUUGAUCAGGCUUUAAAAGAGGCUAAGAGCGGUAUGAGUAGAUCUAAGUCGUACGAUGAAUCUGUUGCGAGAAAAGCAGCAACUGAAAAUGGAGAAUUUUCUCUUGCUGACGGAAAAGAGUCUGACUACAAUGAAUCUGAACGGAGAUCAUCACUGCGAGGAAGUGUUGGACGUCUAAGUUCUGGUGAUUCCCGGAGGAAUUGUCUUUAUAUUCACACUAGUGACAGUGACAGCGAAGUACCGCCAGACGGCACGUCGUCACCCAAACGAGCAUUAAGCUACAAAAGUGACAGUCCGAAGAGUUCUAGUCGGCUUUCGAUCAAGUCUACCAGUACUUCCACAGAGACAUUACGUUGUGAUACACCAUAUAGUGAUGCUGAAAGUUCUAGCACUGAUCAGUUAGCUUCCUCAAAACGCUCAUCUGUAAAUAGUGACUUAAACUCAUCAGAGCCAAUUGCUCCGCCUCGUCGACGGCCGGCUAGCAUGAUAGAAAGAAACGAAAUUGACAAUGUAGUUGCGAGCAAUUCUGAGUUGGAGGAUAGUGAUCAGUUACCACACACUCUUCUUUCAAGAUGGAAAGAGAGACGCAACACAUCGAGAAGACAGAGUCAUUACGACAAUGUGACUGACGAAGCACCGGGUUCUCCUCGAGCCAACCACGAGUCUCAUUCCGCACGAACUCACAACGGUUUGACAAUAAAUCAUAAGUCUGAAGGAAGUGGUGACUCUUUCCGUAACGAUAUUGGAUCAAGGUGUAGUUACGCCAGCAGCAGUGACAGCGCUCGUGAUGAAGGUUUCGAGACAAUGUCAGGCACAGUUUCUCAAAGAACAUCGAUGAGCAGCACGUUGGAAUCAGAAUUGAUGCCCAAUUUCGGUCGCAAACCAGAACCAUCUUCAAAGGUGUUAAUUAGCGAUAAAAUAAUUGAACCGGAUAGUCUGAUCCCACCGAAACAGGAAAUAACUGUGGCGCGUGCACAAAAACAAUCCGAAUUAGCAGCACGAAAACAGCGAACGGAAUCCUGGACUGAGGCUGUCGCUGCUACAAACCUGAAGGAUUCGUCCUUGGACUCCUCCAUUGAAUACUCAGCAACUUCUCCGGAUAGCGGUCACGGUACAUCAAAAGAAGAUGUUUGGAGUUCAAAUCUGGAUCUAGUUGCCUCACUGCGUGAAGGUUCACCAGCGAGCCCAAUAACAACAAACCCCAAAGGUGCACCGAUAGCGGUACCAGAAAAUUCUGAUAUUUCCGGAAAGCAAAAACGUGUUCCGAGUUAUAUGAAAAGCACUGCUUCAAGUGGAACAAAAUCUCAGAGAAUGGCAUCUUCAUCUGUAACAGAUAACAAACGGAGAAGUACCCCAGCAAGUCUCUCAACAAAGUCUGCCCAGAAGUCGUCAGUUAGAAAUUCGAGAACAAACCUGAACAAAUCUAAAACUACAGAAUCAAAUACAAGCAUCGUGUCUUCAGUAAGUGGUGUGUCUGACAUUCAAUCGCCAUCCACAUCCAAAUCCACGCCUACUAGGAAAUCGUCUAGUACAAGCACCCGUGCCAGUACACCAUUGUCUCGUUCAACGACACCUCAUCCACCCUCAUCCUCUUCUCGGUCAGCAACGCCGCAUUCUGCCUCACGACCUGUCACACCUCUCGACCGCCCGACGACGCCUUCUCAUACCCCCACCGGUUCUAAAGGAUUAUCAAGGACUCAAUCACUACGAGUCACAUCUACAACUCCUAAACCGAGUGUAGGAGUUUCGGCAGAGAAGAAGCGCUUAUCAUCGAUUGGAACAAAUUCAGAAAAAUCGAAAGAGAAAAGCACAACUUCACGUCGGUCAUUCAUGUCUCCAACAGCAUCGUCAGUCUCUAAAUUGCGUGAUGAAGGAGCUACAUCUCCCGUGCCUCCCACCCCGCCCCCGCGAACAACGUCAGCCGCUACCCCUUCAACCAGCAGAACCACAAAACCGGUAGAAGCGAAACCCAAGACCAGGGCCCCAGCACCCCCGUCAAAUUCAUCACUCGAUCCAUCUCCUUUGAAGCGACACAACAGCAUGCGCUUACCUGCAGCUAAGGCAGCUGCCGGUAGACUUACUCAUAAAGAGUAUCCUUUAAGUUCCAAAGAGGCUGCAGCCCAAACAUCGGACAAUAAAUCCAAAUCUUUUAUGGGUAGAUUAGGUGGAAACAAAGUGAAACCUGAUUCAACUGGCUUGACCCCAAAGAAACUAGCAACUGUCGAUGAACAGAGCAACGACGCUGGAGAAAAAUCAUCUUUCAUGAAAAGAAUAGUUAAUAAGGCAAAAGUAACCAGUCCCAAGAAACCUACAGACACAAAGAAAAUAGAUUCGACAAAGAAAACAUUGAAAAAAUGA
This is a messenger RNA of Ylistrum balloti, 6735 nucleotides long. RefSeq lists its product as uncharacterized. Bases 13 to 6735 code for a protein of 2240 amino acids. The transcript has 16 exons. Lineage: Eukaryota; Metazoa; Mollusca; Bivalvia; Pectinida; Pectinidae. Gene Ontology annotation, biological process: actin cytoskeleton organization. The record is from RefSeq and is a predicted model, not a curated record. Gene Ontology annotation, molecular function: actin binding; small GTPase binding.